Puma concolor (puma) is the source of this 1104-nucleotide messenger RNA. The record is from RefSeq and is a predicted model, not a curated record. NCBI's taxonomy places the organism in Eukaryota, Metazoa, Chordata, Mammalia, Carnivora, Felidae.
AUGACCCGUGGCUUCGCGCCCAGUGUGCCCACUGCGUUCCACGAGAUGGGCUCCUUCCGCAGGCCCCGGCCACGCUUCAUGAGCUCCCCGGUGCUCAGCGAUCUGCCCCGCUUCCAAGCCACGCGGCAGGCCCUGCAGCUGAGCUCCAGCUCGGCCUGGAACAGUGUGCAGACUGCCGUGAUCAACGUCUUCAAAGGGGGUGGCUUGCAAAGCAACGAACUCUAUGCACUGAACGAAAACAUCAGGAGGCUGCUGAAGAGUGAACUUGGAUCAUUCAUUACAGACUAUUUCCAGAAUCAGCUUCUUGCCAAAGGCCUGUUGUUUGUGGAGGAGAAGAUUAAGCUGUGUGAAGGUGAAAAUCGCAUUGAGGUUCUGGCUGAAGUGUGGGACCACUUCUUCACUGAGACUCUCCCCACCCUGCAGGCAAUAUUUUAUCCAGUUCAGGGCCAGGAGCUGACCAUCCGCCAGAUCUCUCUGCUGGGCUUCCGCGACCUGGUCCUGCUGAAGGUGAAGCCGGGCGACUUGCUGCUGGCCCGGUCCCAGCCGCCCUCAUCCAUUGUCCAGAUGUUGCUCGUCCUGCAGAGUGUUCACGAGCCCACAGGCCCAAGUGAGGGUUAUUUGCAGCUGGAGGAACUGGUGAAGCAAGUGGUGUCUCCAUUCCUCGGCAUCAGUGAGGACCGCGGUGUCUCGGGUCCCGCGUUUAUGUUGGCGAGACGCCACUCCAGGGUCCGGCCUAAGGUGGCUGUCCUGAACUACGCCUCCCCAACGACCACCGUCAGCCGGCCGCCGAAUGAGACGGCUCUGACCCCUCUGACGGAGCAAGAGGGGGAGGCCUACCUGGAGAAGUGUGGCAGCGUCCGAAGGCACACGGUGGCCAACGCCCACUCAGACAUCCAGCUGCUGGCCAUGACCACCAUGAUGCACUCAGGCUUAGGCGAGGAGCCUGGCGGUGAGGACAAGUGCCUGCUCCUGCCGCCCAGCUUCUCCCCACCCCACCGACAGUGCUCCAGUGAGCCCAACAUCACCGACAGCCCUGAUGAGCUGGAGGAGGUGACAGGGGGCAGCCAGGGGGACUCUGAGCUGAACUGUGCUUCCCUCGGCUGA